AUGACUAUCAGCAGCCAUAAUUAUGGUCCAUAUCCAGUACUGGGAUUCAGGUUUCGACCCACUGAUGAAGAGCUUAUUCGCUAUCUACUCAAAUUCGUUUCGUGCAAGAGUUUCUCGUUUGAUCAUAUUCGAGUUGAGGAUCUUUACGGGAAUAAGAAGCCAUGGGAUAUAUUCGAAAACAAUUUUCUGGGAGAUGAUACAAAGGUAAACUAUUUCAUUACUAAGUUGAAGAGAACAAAAGCGGGUGGUUCAAGGUUCAGUCGAGGGCUGAUCGGAGGAGGCUGUUGGAAAGGACUUGACAAACACAAACCAGUUUUUAAUGGGUCAAAGUUGGUUGGGUUCAAGAAAAGUUUUCGAUAUCUUGAAAAAGACAGCCGCACGGAGAAAAGUGUCGAUCAAGGAAUUAAAAAUAUUGUUUGGAAUAUGAAAGAGUAUAGUCUUAAUGACAACACAGUAAAGGUGUUAAGACAACGAAAUAUAAUUCAGCAUGAGGCCUAUGUUUUGUGCUGCAUUAAGCGUAAAUCUGUACAUGCUAAUGAUCAUAAGGAAUUAGGUGAUCAUAUGGAAAUAGCGGACAGUGGAAACAACGUUGUUGCUGUUAUGAAUACCAUGCUUUCGACAACUCAAGAACAUGACUAUGUUACAAAUUCUUCAGAGGAUCAAGGGACAGGUGUUCAUGAUUUGUGUCCUUCAAAUCAAUUCUCAUCAUCCGAACAUAAUAAUGCGUUUGAUCAGUUGCAAUUAGUGGAUGUACAAGCGCAGAAUAUUGAAGAGCUGGCACCUUCAGUUCAAAGUCAUGUUGAAUCUGUUGGAAGUUCUUCGACAACUUCAAAUCAAUUCACAUACUACUCGCCUGAUAAUAAUGGCUUUCAGUUGCAACAAUACCAUAGUAAUAUUGAAUGCGAUGAUAGGGCUACUGUUCCAUCAACAUUGGCUGAGAUAAUGAACAAUAUUGAUCAUGUGGAUAUGAAAGUGUACGAGUACCUCGGUAGUUUGCUAGCAGAAAAAUCAAAUACUGCAGAACCCAGUUNUAAAAUCAAAUACUGCAGAACCCCAGUUGCCUAUCUGCAUUGA
This is a messenger RNA of Nicotiana tabacum (common tobacco), 1074 nucleotides long. The record is from RefSeq and is a predicted model, not a curated record. Lineage: Eukaryota; Viridiplantae; Streptophyta; Magnoliopsida; Solanales; Solanaceae.